Lactuca virosa is the source of this 465-nucleotide messenger RNA. The record is from the annotation of a GenBank genome assembly. NCBI's taxonomy places the organism in Eukaryota, Viridiplantae, Streptophyta, Magnoliopsida, Asterales, Asteraceae.
AUGUCUUCUCCGGCGUCAAUACUCCCUUUUCUCCUCCUCCCCCUUCUCCUUUUCACCUCCACCGCCAUUGCAGUCGUCGAGACGCCCACCGUGUACGAGGCUCUGCAAGACUACGAUUUUCCGGUAGGUCUGCUUCCGACAGGCGUAACAUCAUACACCCUGAACAAAGAUACCGGAGAAUUCGAGGUCAAACUUAGUGAUACAUGUGAAUUCUCCGUCUCCGGCUACGAUCUGAAAUACAAAUCAACGAUCAGUGGAGUGAUCAGUAAAGACAAACUGACGAAGUUGAAAGGGGUUAGUGUAAAAGUAAUUAUUAUAUGGGUGGAUAUAGUGGAGGUUACUCGAGAUAGCGAUGACCUGGAUUUCUCCGUCGGAAUAUUGUCAGCUGGAUUCGACGUUGAUCAAUUUGAGGAGUCGCCGGAGUGUGGUUGUGGGUUUGAUUGCGAUAGUUUAGAAAGUAAUUAA